AUGGGUGCUCAUAUGAGUUCCAAUGCUGCAGCGGUAUUGGUUAUUUACUUAUUUCUUAUUGUUGGGGUACAUGGGGAGGAACCCCAAGUUCCUGCUCUUUUUAUUUUUGGAGAUUCAAUUACAAACAAUGGCAAUAACAAUUACAUAACUACUCUUGCCAAAGGCAACUUUUUUCCAUACUGUAUAGAUUUCGAAGAAGGCCGCGCUACAGGAAGGUUUUGUAAUGGCAUGACCACUGUUGAUGUUUUAGCUAAGUUGCUAGGGCUACCUUUGAUUCCUCCCUAUGCCGAUGCAUCUACAAAAGGUGUGGCAGUGAUGAAUGGAGUAAAUUAUGCUUCAAGGGCAACAGGCAUCUUGGAUGAAACUAGAAGAAAUCUUAAGCUAUACAACUUGGAAGCACACAAGUUUGCAGUGGAAGCAGUAGGUCCAUUGGGAUGCCUUCCAAGCCAAUUAGCAAAUAAUAUUAAUGGCAAUUCUACUUGUGUUGAUAGAGUAAAUCAAGAAGUUUCACUCUUCAACUCAAAACUUAAGCCUCUUUUGAGGAUCAUGGAAAUCAAUCUUCCAAGGGCACAUUUUGUUUAUGGGGAUGCUUACAGUUCAGUUACAGACAUAAUCAAUAAUCCCACUUCUUAUGGAAUAGUCAUACCUAACUCUACUUAUACAUCAAAUGGGUCAACAAUCAAUGAAAAGCAAGAUGUUUUAGCGGUGACUGUGACAUAUCAUGGCUGUUUUACUUAA
Cryptomeria japonica (Japanese cedar) is the source of this 738-nucleotide messenger RNA. Its product is annotated as GDSL esterase/lipase 7-like. Bases 1 to 738 code for a protein of 245 amino acids. Lineage: Eukaryota; Viridiplantae; Streptophyta; Pinopsida; Cupressales; Cupressaceae. Gene Ontology annotation, molecular function: hydrolase activity, acting on ester bonds. The transcript has 4 exons. The record is from RefSeq and is a predicted model, not a curated record.